Colletotrichum graminicola M1.001 is the source of this 279-nucleotide messenger RNA. RefSeq lists its product as uncharacterized. The transcript has 2 exons. Bases 1 to 279 code for a protein of 92 amino acids. Lineage: Eukaryota; Fungi; Ascomycota; Sordariomycetes; Glomerellales; Glomerellaceae. The record is from RefSeq and is a predicted model, not a curated record.
AUGUCUUCCACCGAUGUUCCGACUGGGGAGGUUAAGGACAACGAAUAUGUCUCCCGCCAGGGUGACCGUCAGCCCAUCAGCGUUAUCAACGACGACGCCAAGGUCGAGGAUCCCAUUGAUGACGAGACUGCUGACUCUGACGCUCAACUUGAGCGUGAUGAAAAAGAUGCUAUUGACAAGAGCAACAUCUUGGAUGAGCGCACUCGUGGUGCUCAGCCCGCCGGCGAUUACCGUGAGCCCGGUGAUACCGAAGGUCUUGAGGACAGUCGCCUUGAGUAG